GGGAGCGGUCUGACCUCCGGGUGUCUCUAAUCACACAGGUGUGACUGAAGCGGGCGACUAAUGAAGAGUUUGGUGUUUGAGUCACAGCAGAUCAAGACGUGGCUUGGACACGAUGCUGUCUCUGAUCUGUCUUCUGUCCGUUUGUCUGUUUACGCUGCAGACAGAUUUAGACCCGAAUCCGCUGAAUGUGACGGUAAAUGAAACUGUUCUGCAGGAACAUGGAACUUUCUCUGGACACUUUGGAUUCACUGACCUGGCAGGGGUUCGGUCCUUCAGUCCAGAGCAGGAGAUGGAGUCCAGGAUCAUCGGGGGUCAGGAGGCCUGGGCUCACUCGUGGCCCUGGCAGGUUUCUCUUCGUUUUGCCUCCAUGCCGGCCUGUGGGGGGGCCAUCAUCGGCCCACAGUGGGUUAUCUCUGCCGCGCACUGCUUCAAAAGGUUCAAGAAAGCCUCAUUCUGGACAGUUGUCGCUGGAAAACACGACCUGGAUAAUCCUCAGGAACCUGGACAACAGUUGGUCGGAGUCUCAGCGAUCGUCAAUCAUUACGGCUACAACACUCGGACUAAAGAGUGUGACAUGGCUCUGCUGAAGCUGCAGCAGCCUCUGGUCUUCAACCAGUUCGUCAGACCCAUUGACAUCUGGAUGACUCCGCUACCUCUCUUCAGGAAGUGCACCAUCACCGGCUGGGGCUCCACCCGAGAGAAUGGUCCCCGAGUUAAUAGACUGCAGGAGGUGAAUGUGACCAUCCUGCCCCCUGAAGUCUGUAACCGGUACUACCUGGGGAGGAUCAGGUCCUCCAUGUUCUGUGCUGGGAAGGACGGAGGAGGAGCCGAUGCCUGUCAGGGGGACUCCGGAGGUCCUCUGUCCUGCUUCACUGGCAGCAGGUAUGAGUUGGCAGGUCUGGUGAGUUGGGGAGUCGGUUGUGGACGAGUCAGAAGACCAGGGGUCUACACCAAAAUCCAGCAACACACUCAGUGGAUCUAUGACAUGAUGAAUGAUCAGAACGUAAUGUAUGCGGAUGACCUCACUAAUGAAGAGGACAGGUGCGGUAAGCGACAGAACUCCAGCUGUGAUCGUGCUCCAGGCCUCGCUGGUCUCUCCGUGUCCCAGGAUGGUGAGGUGUCUGUGGGGAACGUGACUGAGUCCUGCCCCUUCUUCUGGCCGUGGCAGGUCAGUCUGCAGUCCAAUGGACGCCACUACUGCAGCGGGGUGCUCAUCCACCGCCGCUGGGUCAUCACCGCUAAACACUGCAACGUCAGAGCCAAAGAGGACGUGGUGGCCCUGGGAAUUCAUGACCUCCGCUUCACAUCGUCUCAAGUCGUCCCGGUGGAUGAAGUCUUCAACCUGCCACAGGACGGCAGCUUCCCUCCAAAAUCGGACCUGUCUCUGCUCCACCUCAGUGUGACGGCCAGAUUCAGCUCUAAUGUGUGUCCAGUUUGUGUCCCUGAUGAGGACGAGGAGCUCGAUAACAGCUGGCAUUGUUUCACAACCGGCUGGGGAGCCACUAAAGCAACAGCUGACAUCAAUCCGGAUGAGCUGCACCACGUCGGACUGACUCUGGUUAAUCAGACCACCUGCAGGGAGAAGUGGGGAGGAGGACUCAUCAGUGACUCUCACAUCUGCUCUCAUCCCGCAGGCUCCACCUCCUGCAUGGGCGACUCCGGGGCUCCUCUGUUCUGUCGGAAACAUGGCGCCUACUUCCUGUUUGGUGUGGUCACGUGGGGCAGCCAGCGCUGUGAUGCAGACAAACCGGCCAUCUUCACCAGAAUAUCCGAUUAUCGUUCAUGGAUCACUGAGGUGACCGAGGACAUCUGAACGAGUGGUUCUGUUUAUAAAAUAAACUAAUUCAACUGGAAGCUGUUUGUCCUCCGAGCCGUUAACUGGGGCCAAAUCUCCCCAUCAGGCACCAGUCUCCUUGAAUCAUGUUUAAUUGGUUUAGUGGUUGAUGACCAAGACAUUUUCAUCCUGUACCAAAUAUUCAUCGUGGAAUGACUAUUCCAACAAUCUAAUUCUGCCGAGUUCCCCGGAAGGUCUUGAACAAGCCCCGACCCUUGUUUGGUCCAGAAUCAAGAUGUGGCACUAAAUUCAAAGGAAAAUUGCAGUUUGAUAGCAAUUUUUGACAAAGUGCAUGUUUAAGUCCAGAUUUCAGAAUUAUCUUCUAUCUUUC
This is a messenger RNA of Xiphias gladius (swordfish), 2165 nucleotides long. It is a transcript of the gene ovch1, whose product is annotated as ovochymase 1. The transcript is spliced from 13 exons. Gene Ontology annotation, biological process: proteolysis. Gene Ontology annotation, molecular function: serine-type endopeptidase activity. Lineage: Eukaryota; Metazoa; Chordata; Actinopteri; Istiophoriformes; Xiphiidae. The coding region runs from base 113 to 1813 and encodes 566 amino acids. The record is from RefSeq and is a predicted model, not a curated record.